Messenger RNA from Xyrichtys novacula (pearly razorfish), 9236 nucleotides. The record is from the annotation of a GenBank genome assembly. Lineage: Eukaryota; Metazoa; Chordata; Actinopteri; Labriformes; Labridae.
CACAGCGGUAGUGUUAGCCGUUGUUAGCCGUUGUUAGCAGCCAUGGCGGCCGCACGCAGCUUACGGGUGUCGGUGAAAUCAGACAGCGGCUCCGACCGCUCCGACUCGGAUUCGGACUCCGAAUCGGACAGGGAUACCCGCGAAGCCGAGCCGAUGGAGGUGGAGGAGGGAGAGCUGGAUGCGGAGGACGUGUCCGUGAAUCGGUCCCUGAAGGAGCUUCUGCCGGUAAGUGGCCGGAGGAGGCCUCGUCAGACCGGGGGCUGGAGUCUCCUGUGACCGGCGGAACCGCGGGGAGACCCGGCGUGCGGUCGAUGAGACUCGCGGUCCUAUUUGGGAGCUGGUUGUUUGCUCCGCGGCUGUUGGUUGUUAACGGUGAAUAACGGUUAACCGACUAAAUCAUUAAAUCGAGUGAAAUUCUGUCAUCUUUGUUUAACAACCCGGAGCCUGUUUGUUUUCCACUCACUUGUUGCUGCAGACUGUAAAUGAACUCCACCUGUUUACAACCAAAUUAAUGCAACCAGAAAAAACUGGAAAUACUCCUUUAGUCGACGGUAAUAUACCGAGGACUGGGACUGUGGGUGAAAGGAGGAAAACACUGUGGAGAUAACUAAUAAAUAAUCUGAGUAAUUACAAGGAGAGGGGCCUCAAAACAGACCUUACAGUGAGUGAAUAUGAAAGUUUGAACCUUAAAACAGGCUCUGAAAUCCCCUUACAGCUUCUGAAGGAGACCAUCUGGAUAGAGAAGCUGAAGGGUCCCUCCAAACAAACCCAGCUGUGUUCACAAAAGAGGAAUAAACCCUAAAAUACAGAGCUGGAUUAGGGCUGGGCGAAAAGGGAAUAAGGUUAUCACAAUAUUUUUGUUAUAUCAGUUUAUAUCGAUAUGUAUUACGAUCUAAAACAAUUUAAUUGUCAAUCUUAAACGUUCCAGUGCCAGUGUUGUCAACGAUGUUGUGAUAUGUUGAGUCUUCAGGUUCUUACACACCGGGAACUAUGGAAAUAUACAACGCGAAAUUACGAAAGACAUGCUACCAAUAAGCACUCUUAAAUUUCAUGUUUUAUAUCGGGACGUAUAUCGAUAUUGACUGACAUGAAAAAAAUAUAUAGUGAUAAACUUUAUCUCAUAUCGCCCAGCCCUAGUCUCAGCAUUCUUCAUUCGUUUGUGUUAUUUUGACAUCCAGAAAGAGUGCUGAGAGAUUUUUCUGAUUUGCAGGAUACAAGCCGGCGGUAUGAGAACAAAGCUGGAGCGUUCAUCACUGGGAUUGAUGUCAACUCAAAGGUUGGACACACACACACACACACACACACACACACACACACUCCCUAAAAGAGCAGGACAACACCUGGACAUAAGUAUAUGACAUCACAGCUAUUAGAGAGCCAAUCAGACUGAAGCGUUUAUCCACUGCAGUGUGAUGUUGAAGCUUCCUUGUGAAGUGGAGUCACAUGUACAUCUACUAAAAGGGACCAUGCAUCUAUUCUUCACUUGUGUGUGUGUGUUUGUGUCAAAUGUGUGUUUGUGCUAAAUGUGUGUGUUUAGGAAGCGAUUGAAAAGAAGGAGAAGCGAGCGAGGCGAUUUCAUUUCUGUGCAGAGGAGAGCGUCGCUCAGAGGAACGUCUUUCUGGACAAAGACAUGAUGAAGAAAGGUGACCCCCUCCGCCCUCCUCCCCCACCUGAACCAGUUCACGUGUGUGUUUACGUUUAAGUGUCGUACCUGAAUGUCCUCUCUCCUUCUUCUUCUGUGGUGUUUAGCGAUCCCCAAACUGCGCAUGGAGGCAAUCCAUGUGACGGGCGUGGACGAGAUGAGCACACAGGACGUGUUCGGAUACUUUAAGGAGUAUCCUCCAGCUCACAUCGAGUGGAUCGACGACACAUCCUGUAAGACACACACACACACACACACACACACACACACACACACACACACACACACACACACACACUAAACCAGACAUCAGAUCACUACAGAGCAGCUAAAUGUCACCUUCUGUCUGUUUCUCAGGUAAUGUGGUGUGGCUUGAUGACAACACCUGUAUCAGAGCCCUCUUCAACAGCAGCCGGAUGCCUGACCCAGAGACGGUUACCACGGCAACAGAGGGUGAUGACCAGUCAGGAAAGGAAAGCAAAGGUUUGGGUGUGUUUAGAGAAACAUCUGCCAGAGUCAGAGAGGGAAGUAAAGAGCGAGUGUCAAAGUAAUUUUUUUUUUAUUUUCACCUGUCAGGCCACCGGGGUCAAAGGUCAGACGAUGAAGAUGACGAAGAGGAGGAGGGCGAGGUGGAUGAGGAUGAGGAGACGGUGAAGAAAAGCAGCGAGGUGAAGGACGGCGAGGUAGAGGAGGAACAGGACAGGAAGGUGGAGUCUGGACAGGUGACUAAUGAUUGGUUUAAUUAUCACCUAAAAAAAAUGGAUCGAUCACAUGAUCAACUCCAGUCGUCUGAUUGGUCACAUGAUCGGUGUGUUGUCUCUCUCAGGUGGACGACCUGUCGGGGGCAGAAAGACAGUCACUGUUAAGGAACGAGCUGCGACCCGUCACCAGACCGUUUAAAGGAAAUAAACUGUUCCUGCGCUUCGCCACACAUGGUGAUGCUGACACACACACACACACACACACACACACACACACACACACACACACAUAAUCUAGACCCAUGAUUAAAGUCGAGUCUUUAAUUGUGGGUCUAGAUCUAAUGUUGCGUUUCGAGUUACCUCAGAAGUCAGAUGUCGGAGCUGAAAAAGACGUCACACCCGAGUUCCCAGCAUUUCAGUUACCAAGUCGGAAAAAAGCAAAAUCGGUGGCCUGAAACAAGAUGGCUACAUCUACAAAAGUUAUUUUAGCACUUGCUAAAUAUAUAUUCGGACAAGGCAAGCACUAAAAUAACUUUCGUAGACGUAGCCAUCUUGGUAACUCGAACGCAACAUUAGUCUAAAAACUGUCCUGGUUCUUGUUUGUCAUCUGAGUAUUGACCAAUCAGGAGUUAGCAGGCUUUAGAGUCUGCAGGAAAAUCAGUCUGUAUGGAGAGCCGAAGCAGGAGGAGCACAGUCCUCCAUAAAGACAAAUCAGGACCUCUGACUUUGGACUAAUCAUGAUGUUAUUUCAGCGAACUGAAGACCUGUUACUGAGGAGAACAUCAGUUUCUGCUUCUGAGGGACUAUUUACAGAGAAACUGAGACUCUCUGCAGACAGACAGAAAAUAAGCCAAAGGGAAGCCUUUGUGUAAAGUACCAUUGAUGGUGAAACUGAGACUUUCCAGAGGUUGAUAAACAUCAGUGUGAAGGAGGAGAUGUUUUUAUUUUACAGCCAAAAAAACUGAGACUUUAACACGAUCAGAAGACGAACAGUAAACCAGAGUGAAACUCAGACUCACUACUGAGAACAAAAGAGUCUGUGUCUCCUACCUUUAACAAUGAAACUGAUGACACAAACAUUAACUCUGCUCCUGUUUAGACAAAUGAAUCAAUAAAGUUUUAUUCAAAUGCGGGUCUCCUCCUCUGGGUCUCCUCCUGUAUGUUCAGAUGAUAAGAAGGAGCUGGGAGCAGCACGGCGCAGCAGAUACUACAUGAAGUAUGGAAACCCCAACUACGGAGGCAUGAAGGGGAUCCUCAGCAACUCCUGGUGAGACUCGCACACUGUUACCCACACACACAUGCACACACACACACACAAACACCUGAACAUUUCCUGACGUUUCCUCUGUGCGUUCAGGAAGAGGAGGUACCACAACCGUCGUAUCCAGAGAGACGUCAUCAAGAGCAAGAAGCCUCUGAUCGGAGACAGCAUGGGACACACACCACCCUACACACACCGACACUCAGGUAAGCACACACACACACCUACACACAUCGGAGGACACACACCAGAUUCAUCAUUUUACAUCUAAAAUAUUCAGAGAUGGGACAGAAACAUAUGAGAUGAUUUUGUUCAGAAACUUUCACUUUGAUUGCUUCGUUCAAAAGUUUAAAAAAUUAUAUGUAUAUAAAUAAAUAUUCAGAUACACGUUUUGAUUUGUCUGUCUGUCUCUUCGUUCCUCAGCCGAUCUGGUUAAUCUGCCAGAGGAGCCAAUCAAAGAGGAGGAAGAAGAGGAAGAGGAGGAGCAGGAUGAAGACGGAGAGGAGGACAUGGACUCAGACGACAGGGUGGUGGAGUACAAAGAGCGAGCGGAGCGCGACAGAGGAGAGAGAGGCGGGUCGCGGCCGCUCGGGGAGGGGCUUUCUAGCCGGGCAGACCGCUCCCCGUCUCCGUGGUCGGAGUCGGACGAGAUGGACUACGACCUGGAACUGAAGAUGAUCUCCACGCCGUCACCGAAGAAGAGCAAGAAGAUGACGAUGUACGCCGACGAGCUGGAGACGCACCUGAAGAGCAUCAGGUCAGAGGAGUUCAGAUUGUAUUCUGUGCACAACUUCAAAACAAAAGCAUGAGGGGGAACCUUUUAAAUAUUUAAUCUUUUACUUUGAAAUGCAUCCUGUAUACUUUUGAUACAGAGUUAACACAACCCUCAGCUGAUCCAGGUCAGCUGUGGAAACACAAAGAAGAUCAGGGUCCAGUGUAGACCCAGACCACAGUCCUGCUGAAGGACUUUCUUUGCCUCUUGGUCCUGAGUUUGAUUUUCUGUUUUGUGCCUUUUUGUGUUUUUUAGGAACAGGAUCGGGGGGUCUGGAUCACAGAGCGCACCCAAAUCUCCCUCGCCCACCAAGGUGACAGACGUGCGUCAGCUGCUGGAGGAGAAGAGACAGGGCCUCUCUCACCACAGACAGCCCCCUCCUGUGGCGCCCAGUGGAAAGAUAGGUCAGCUGUGAGUCCAGGUAUAACGGUCGUCUUAUAACUACAAUAUAACCACUAUUAUCUUCCCGUCUCUGCAGAUGUUCGGCAGCGGUUGGGUAAAAGGCGCUACUCCCCUGACAGACGGCGCUCCCCCUCCCCAGUCUCCAACAGGGAUGCGCCCCCCUCCAGAGAGCCAAUCAGAGACGUGCACCGCAGGCUGGGCGUGGUCAGCCAAGACAGCAAAGACAGAAAGACAGGUACAGAAGAAACUUCUUUCGUCAUUUCCCUUCAAUUAUCUUAACUCACGAGUGUUUCUGUCAUCUCACAAAUUAUUAAAAUAUGAAGCAGGAUGAUACGAUAAAGCUGAACUGUCAGCUGAUAGGGGUUGAUGUUUGGAUCAGCUGAUGCACUUGUGGACUGAGCUUGAAUUUGUGGCCUGCCUGAACUAGCAGUAUGCUUAAAGGGAUAUUCUGGCCUAAAAUUAAUUCAGGGUCAAACACACCGUAACACCGAGUUAGACACCCCCUCGAGAGAUGAAUGUUGUUGAUCACUUGCUUCUGUAGUUAUACCAACUUUAGUAACGACCGCAGGAUAGUAAUACACAGCGGUCUGAGGAGCCAUAAACAAACCUCAACCAAAACGCCACUCUAUAGCCACAAAUAAUGCUCAGAACAGCCCCUAACUUCAUCAACAGUACAUAUAGGGUCCCAGCCACAGUAUUAGCCACCAAACAUCUUUUUAGCUUUGCCUAAUUUCUUUAGCAAAGAGACUAAACACAACUCACCUACUCUCUUCCAGCAGCCGCUUGUUUGUAGUGGGGGGUGUCUAACUCGGUGUUACGGUGUGUUUGACCCUAAAUUAAUUUUACACCAGAAUAUCCCUUUUAAGUGCCGAUGUAUUUGAGGAAGAUUGACUAAUUUGAUGUUUUUGAACUCCGUCAUUUCCUGCAGGCGGACUCUGGAGCAGACUGGGAUCAGCUGAUGACGACAGCAGCUCCGGACGUCAGGACCGCAGAACAACCAGCUGCACAUCAGGUCUCUUCUCCCCCUCCUCCUCUUCCUCCUCUUCUUCAGGACGGAAAAGCACCAGCGAUAAUGCCGGCGGCGGCGGCAGCAGCAGCAGCAGGAGGCUGGGCAACGGAGAGGAGGAGGAGGAAGAGGAGGCUGAGGAAGAGGACGACUCCACGCUGCAGAAGAUGUGGGGCGCCAUGAUCAAACAGAAACAGGAGCGGCAGACGCACAAGCUGAAGAAGAGCCGGCUGGACAACCUGCCGUCGCUGCAGAUCGAGAUCAGCCGAGACAGCAGCGACGACUCGGACGCCUGAAAGGAGGAAGAGUUUGUUUCCGUUGAACUGAGUCCCUCUGUUCUUAACGUACAAAAAUCAAAAAAGAGGUGAAGCUGUGAGAGUGGACUGCAAACCUGAGGUCAGCGUGGGAGUUUCUGGUUCAUGUUUUAUUUUGUGUAUCUGUGGAUGAGUCAGUGGAGGGGUCUACCGGGCUCAGACACAGGGCCUAUGAUGAACUUGCAUAACCUUUCUGUCGUCAGUUUAAACAUAGAUCGUGAAUGAAAAAGUGGGCGCAGUGGCGAUUUCGGUCGAAUACAAAGAGGCUUUAUACCAAGUGUCCUCUCUGAAAAAUGGACUCAGACUUUCUCAGACCGCUAUGAUAGUAUUCGGUCUGAAUCCUGGCCUCUCUCUGCGACUCUCAAAGGGACCAUCAUUUCCGAAUGAACACCACGCUGUGUUGAAGAAGACUGAACUAGAGAUUAAGACCAGAAACUCACUAGGGAAACGUAAAUGAGGGAAAAAAUCAGCAGAGAAGUAGGAGUGUGUUUGAGUCAGAUUUGUCGCCUCCUGCUGGAGAUGAGAAAUAACAGGCUUCAGACACUUUGAUACUGGCUUCACCUGAAAACACCCGGGCUGUGUCUACUUCUCAUGUGCGGUCUGUGGAUGAGAUUAAAGAUGUCCUUUUGUUUCUGUUCAGUAAGAAUCUGUAACCAACUCAUAACCUGCAGUCAUGUGUUUUUAUAUGAACUCAAAGAAGGGGGUUUUCUGCUUAUUUUCACUCUUUAUGUCGACUCAAGCCAGGAUGGCAACACCAUGUUCGCUGGAGGUGAACACAAAUCGCCACCACGAGGUAGAAGGCGACAUAAAAAUCCUGAAACGUGGACUUUCCCCGUUGUUGGUGCCAGAAUAGAAGUAGUGAUAGUAAUAUCUGAAAACUACAGUAUACCAGCUGCCACUGCCAAAGACGACUUUGGCUAAAGCGGGAUAAGACAGAAGGACUGGAGCGAGGUGAUCAGCAGAAACACUUCAUAUGUUCAUGUUUUUGUGUUUGAAUGGAUGGAUGAAACAAUGGCUGAUCAGGGUCAUUAACUGGGGAACAAGUUACUUAGCAACAUAAACCGUUUUAUGACACAAGCCAAUGAGAGUCAGAGAUACAAAGGAAACUGUUAUUGGUCCUCCUCCUGUGGGAUUGUCAUGACAACCAACCACAGAUGUAAAAGGAGCUACGAACCCAUUUAACAUUGCAGCUCAGUUAAAUCACCCAUCCACUGGCUGUUGCCCUGUUUGUUGGUGUAAACUCAUCAGAAGAACUCCAUAUCCAGACAGACCUGCAUAAAACAAGACAAAAACCAACAAAUGCUGGUGAACGUGUCUCGAGUAGUUUUGCCUCCAGCUAAGCCAUGCCCACCAAACAUGUCACAGUUCACUAUCACUAAAAGGGUCUAUUGUCCUUCUGACAGCUUUGUUAAUAGUUUGACAUGAUCUGAAGUUAAAACAAUAAUGUACUUGCAGCAUCUCAGAUCUGUGGUUUAUAUAAAAAAAAAAACAGUUUCAGUCUCAGUGAGGCUUCUUCUCACCAACCGUCUAUUCUUAAUAUUUUGGUUUAGCUGCAGCUGAGAGACCAAAAGCAGCUCCUGAGACCUUUGCUCUCCUUUAAAUAAAAAAACAGACAAUCAGAAUAAGAAACAAAGAGAUACAGACGGUAAUAAAGAGAACAAGUUGAAGAAAUAAGGAUCGAACAUUAUUAGUGUACUUAAGUGACAAUCCCAGUUAGUGACAGCAGAGGGUGCUCUCUACCUCUUCUACGGUUCCUUUGUAACUAAAAAAACUGCGUUAUCGACGUCUGUGUAGGUUCUCAUUCAUCCCAGACAUGGUUAUCCAAUUCUUUGUUGAAAGAGUGACUGGACUCGUUUGAAGUUCUUAAAGAAGUUUCACCUAAGGCGAACCUCAAGCAAAUCCCUUCCCUUUCAACAAGGAAUUUAAUGCUAACGUUAUAUUUUAUCUGCGUCACCAGGCGUAUGAGAGAAACAUCUUUUAGAGAAGAGAUUGCAUCAUAAAACGAUUGUUCGUGAUGCUUUUAUUUUGACACCUGAGUUUAGGUUGCUCUGUUUCCUGCAUUGUAAACUUAUGCCUUUAUUUUGAAGGUAUUUGUAGCUCUCUUUGACAGAUUAUAAGUGGGUAGUAACCUGCUCAACAAUUUCUAAACAUGCUUAUUUUUGGAACAAUAUUUUUUCUAAGUCAGUUCCUGUACAUUAGGAAAGUGUUAGUUGUGUUCUUCCAAAAUAAAAGCCCAUUUGUAAGUAAGUGUAAGGCAGUAAAAAGGAAAAAUGAAAUCAUCACUGGUUAAAGCUAAAUAAAGCGAUCUCUUCUCUAAAGCUUGAACACAAUCUGGAUUAUUCACACCCUGAACAUUUCCAAAUGUUUUAUGUGGAGGGCUGUGGCUCAGACAUCAUCACACGGUUUGUAGAAAAAUAAGAAGUGUUUGUUUUUGGGUCAUAAAAAUAGGAACAGAACGAGUUUAACCAGCUAGUAAUUACCUGUUUGCUUCACAUGAAUCCAUCUGUAAAUGUCUCCAUGUAUGAAGUAUCUGUGUUGAAGUUCAAUGGACAAAAAAACUCUUGUAAUUGAUCACCAAACUGUCCUGAUAGCCAAUCAGAUUCUCCUCUUUGCCAUGACAUCAUUCCUACAGUAACUCCUACAUUCAGUCUGGUCCUACUGAGAGAAACUGACCUGUCCUCUAAGACCUGAACCUUGCUAGUUCUGUCAACUUGUUGCUGGGACCUGAACCAAACUCCAUUCCAAAAACAAGAGAUUUUAGUUUUGAUCAGCCUGGUUCAGUGUGAGCAGAGCAGGAGGCUGUUACAAGAUGAUGGAUAAGAGACUCGAAUCAGAGAGAUGAAAACGGCUCUGAUUCCACCUUCUUUUGUUUCUUUUUCUGUCUCUAUGAGAGCGGAAAGAACCGAUGAAGACUCAUCAGUCUGUGCCCGUAAAUAUCUGAUACAAACAACGUUUUUUCAAUCUCAGAAACUCCUGAUGUUUGUUUGUUUGUGUUAAGAUUUAUGUUUUUUAAUUUUUUUUCAAUGAAACUUCCGAGGCCACAGUGAGUUCAUGCUGUGUGAUGUUCUCCAACAGGUGACGUCAAAGCAGCUCAUGAGUUUAGAGGAUUAUUAAAAUGUGAGCGUAUGCUUAAUUUUA